Porites lobata is the source of this 16075-nucleotide messenger RNA. Lineage: Eukaryota; Metazoa; Cnidaria; Anthozoa; Scleractinia; Poritidae. The record is from the annotation of a GenBank genome assembly.
AUAUUUGUACUUCAAUAUGAGUGAACGGGAAGAAGAGAGUAAACUUGUGGAAAAUUUGCCUGCAUUGGAUGCUUUACCGGUUGAGGAGGUACACAGUUAAUAUAUUUCAGUGUGGCAGUGUGUCUUUUGGUUUGAUUUUCGUGGAUUUAUGCGAUAUCAGUUUCGUUUAGCUUAGUGUACGACGUCCAUCGGCAGGGAUAUUUUCCAGAUCGCAAAUCUCUGAAUGCAGAAUGCAGAGCGCCAAAUGACUCUGAAGUUUAGUGAUUAGGGUUAGGAACCUGCGUGAACUAAUUUUGAGGUCAAUUUUUCCGGUUUUAUGAUUGUAAAUAGAACCUCAAUCACUUAGUUUCCUUACCCUAAUCACUAAACUUCUGGGAGUCAUUGGGCGUUCUGCUGUGUGCAUUCAGCGUUCUGCGUUCUGCAGUCACUAAAACAUGGAACGACCUAAAACCACCUAAAACCACCUAAAACCACCUAAAACCAUCUACAACAAGGUAUAAAUGUCUGAAAUAAGGCGAGACGACAACAUGUCACGUACAUGAAAUACGAGAAUCGGACAAAACAUCCACUUUCCGCUAAAAUCUUACUCUCCCUGGUCCCUUGUAUCAUCAACCAUUGGCUUAACACAAAACUAAGAAAUAAGAUUGCAUUAUAGAUUUUUUUAAUAACAUUUUUAACAAUGAUUACACCUAGUCUCCGUUUCCCGUGUCGUGACGCAAGGGAGUUUAGCUUUGCGUGAUGACACAGGAAACGGGUGUGAAAGACACUAGGGUUCAUCUAAAGGAGUCACCUGGAAUGUACAAACAUGUUUGGCGGAUGAUAAACAGAUGUUAAAAAAAUUAACUUGCCACCUCAGAACAAAACAGCAGUGAAGCAGACUCCGAGAGAGAGAGAAACCCUACCUUGUGCCAUUACGUAAUCAAAUGAAACGUGAACCAAAACGUCUCACUAAUACCCAGGGUAGAAAAAGCCAAAUCAAGUCAAGGGACCAGGGAGAGUAAGAUUUUAGGGGGAAAUGGAUGUUUUGUUCGAUUCUCGUAUUUCACAUACGUGACAUGUUGUCGUCUCGCCUUAUUUCAGACAUUAAUUUUAUACCUUGUUUUAGAUGGUUUUAGAUUGUUUGCGAGUGGUUGUAGAUGUUUUUGAGAUGGUUGUAGAUGGUUAUUGAAUUUUUUGAGGUGGUUGUAGUUGGUUGUAGAUGGUUUUAGGUGGUUUUAGGUCGUUCCAUGUUUUAGUAACUACGCGGAUUUCAACAAGGCAUUACAAAUCGCUCGAAAUCGAUCAUCGAAAAACUAAUCGAUAAAUCAAUAAAAUGGAUAUUACUCGAUAAGAAUCGAUUAGUUAGUUUAAAAAAUGGAUCGAAAUCGGUAAUUACAAAAUAUUGACGGAUGUGUAUCAACUUUAUUGAUUUCAAUAAUGUUGUUAUUCAUGGACGACCAAAGGACACUAGAGAAAUCUGGGGAAAUCAAGAGAAGUCAAUCACUCAAAGUGCGAUCGAAAGAAGUGUUGACAAAUUGAAAAAGAGAGUGUUUCAGGGCAUUACCAUUGUAGCUUGUUCACUUUUCUGCCUUGCAACUGCCUGUUCUUGCAAACUUUUGUGUUCGUUUUUCAUUGUUGUUGGUUUGUUCACAGGUAAUCAAUGCUAAUCAACGGCACAUUCACAUUCUGCCAGAGUUCUGAUUAUUGUUUAAAAGUAAAGUUUCGUUACUUUCAGACUGUGUUUAAGUUGUCAUUCCACGUGUCUGUUUGGUCGAAAGAGGUCAAAAGAAAUAAGAAACUAUAGGGAUUCUAUUGAAUCACCACACUAACUGCCGCUAAGUAAUGUUCUCGCUUCAAAAUACAUAGCUCUUUACAUUUCAAUACUUUGCGAUUGAAAUCGAACAGAAAUUGAUGAAAAUCACAAGAAUGAGUGUGAUCGCUUUUUACAUGACGAGAUUCAUACGACUUUGAAUUUCACCACAGGGAAGAAGUUUUAAUUUCCGGUGUCCUUGUACAAAACCUUUUUAGGAUUCAAUUAACAGCCUCUAAUCUCUCAUGACUUGUGUACUUUGAGUCACUGAUGGAAGGCAAGCUGAGACGUAAGACAGAUACUAUUUGUAUCACAAUGCGAUCUCGCGCAAACUUUCAAAGCCGGCAUGAAAGUGUCGCGUUCGUUGGGAAAAGCAUCUUCAGUCUUUGGACCCUCACUUGCCAAACAAAGGUAAUCUCGUACGCAGUAUCAGUGACCAAAUGGUUUUACCAACAGAUACGAUAUAAUUCAUGGCAAGUCAAAAUUUUAUGCUUUUUAUGUAGAGAUGAUGUUUGGAAGUAGCAGGGCCGAUUAUUUAUAGCUCUUUAUGAUUUGGUUGAUAGUACAGAUAGUACUGGCGCUCAAGUCAACCCAUCCAGAUUUGGUUUUUCAAAGAGGAAAGAUCAUGUUGUUGUCGUUUCAACCUGAGCAGGAGCCUUUAACUUGCGCCGAUGAAAUGCAGACGACAGCGGGUUUAAAGCGAUCAAAGAAGGACUAAAUUCCUUCCAGCUACCAGAAAAUACAGCUGGAAGUGGUCAGAGAAGUCAGAGAAAGCGUUUCAUCGUGCAGAGAAGAUCUGGAAACGGUACUUGGUCGUGGAUUACUGAAUUGGGGAAAAUAAAAUGAGCGAUUCAUUCGAGACGGAAUAUCGCAUGAUUUCCUGCAGAUAGUGGCAGAUGACCAUCGGGUCAGAAACUCGGGCAUUCACGCCGUUGUUGAUUAUGUAAGCUUAAAUGAUUUUUAUUAAGGGUCGCUGACUGGAUUUAGGCCGAACGGUGAUGCUCUUCAUCCCUUCUUAAUUUUCUAAACAUUGGUCGAAGCUUGGUAAGUCUAUUUUGGGUUCCUUUGUAUCAUCUUAAAAUGGGUAACUAUUAUCGUUUUACCGCAAAAACGUUUUAAGGUUGACACUGAUCACUUGAUCGUUUUAUAAAUUCUCAAUAACUGCUAAUUGUGUGAAAGUGUAAUGUUCAUGGAGAAUGUUGAUUGAGAUCACCAUUUCCUAAGCCUGGUCACAAACAGUUCAGUUCAGUCAGAAUUCAGUUUUUAAGUGUAGAUCUUAGUGGAUAUUUUCAAUUUUAUCGCAUCCCUUUUAAGAAAACAGGAAAAUUUAUUUUGCCAAAGCCAGUGGCUAUCAACUGUCAGAAAAAGUGAGUAAAAUUUCAUUAUAAACCAAAAAUUGAUUUACAGAUUAAAGUUUUAUUUAAUUUUACACUGAUUAGAUCUGUGAAGUUAAUUGUUUUAAGGGUAUGAGGAGUGUACCCAAAUGAACGAGAGAUCUUUAGUAAACAAGGUAAUUGCACUUUUGAGCUUUGGUCAAACUCAGGUGGUUGCGAGUUUUAGGUUUGAUGUUUAGACUAUCUUGUUUGUGUUUUAGCAGCGACUCGAAUCUCAACUUGAAAUGCUGUAUUUGAUAUUGUUCUAUGUUUUUUUAAAGUUUGAUGAUGAGAAUUUUUUGCUGGUUGAAUGUGGAAUUGAAAUCGAGUUUUUUUUUCUUACGGCCCGAUUCAAAGGUACUUGAAGUUUUUCAUAACUUGUGAUCAAUAAUAGAUGGUAUUAUUUUAAGAACUCCCUUGAAUGCAUUUUAGUGUAGUUGAGAGAAGAUGGUGAUGAACGGCCUUUAAUUUUACAAACAAAACUACUCCUAAAGGAAACAUUGAUGAUAGUGCUGUCUAGCAUUAAGUAAAACAGUUUGGCCUUGCUGUUGCAACAGAGCAGCUUAGCCUUUUUAGGCUGUGGCUCUGUGAGAAAUUUAUUCUCUGGGUGUCUUAGAGGGAACUAAAAACGCACUUUCAGAUACUUUUUGAAUCUCUGUCCAGCAUUAAGAAAAGAAGUUUGGCCUUUCUGAUGCAACAGAGCAGCUUAGCCUUUUUAGGCUGUGGCUAUGUGAGAAUUUUAUUCUCUGGGUGUCUUAGAGGGAACUAAAAACGCACUCUUCAUUGUUUGAAUCUCUCCCCAGCAUUAAGAAAAAAAAUUGGCCUUUCUGAUGCAACAGAGCAGCUUAGCCUUUUUAGGCCGUGGCUCUGUGAGAAUCUUAUUCUCCAGGUGUCUCAGAGGGAAAUGAGCUUUAUUUGAGCGUUUAGUUGCCAGUAUUGUAUCGCAUUGCUCAAGCGCUCUUUCGAAUAUUGCAAGUGCCUUGCGUUUACAAAAAAUUAGGGAGAUCUUGUAAGCAUGAAUUGAAAUAUAUGAAAUGCGGAUGAAGGUAUGAAAGUGGACAUGAUCAUCGCAUUAAAUUCACAGCCUAUUCGGUUGAAAAAUAAUCUGAAAAAUUUUGCAGCGUUAUCAGCGUUAUUCUGCGUAGUGUAGUAACCUUUUCGUUAAGGCAGGUUCUAAAACACACUCAAGAAAACCGCACAGUCUCCGUGAACUCUCACUUUAACUUGUGAGAGAAGCAAAAUGAAAAUAGAGUGACAUUACUUUCAAACCAUUACGGGCUACGUUAGGCCACAAUUUAAGAAAUCAUUGGACCUCCAGGCCUCUUUCUUGGCGGGUUAAUUUAAGAAAAUAAGUGCUUUUCCAGUCUGCCUUAUAUGCUUUAUUGACUGAAAUUGUUCAAGAUAAAUGGGGUUUGAUAAAAGUGUUGGGCCAACUGAAUGAAAAUGGCUUAAUUGUAAUGUGAUUUUGUAAUAUACGGGCUAAAUAACUGGCUUUUAGUGUUUAAUAAAUACAAGUAAACAAAAUAUACAAUGGAAAAUUCCCCCGCAAGAAAUGCGUAAAAUCACUCUUGUCGAAGUACCAUGAAUUUUAAGGGAAGCCACAAAGUCAAAUGCAUUCCGGUUCGGCAGAAAGACUUUCAAUUCGGCUAAUUCGUAAUUGACUUCUUUGUUAAGUCUUGUGGACAUACAGGAAUUCAGUUGAUGUGAGAAUUUGUCACCUGCAAGCAAAUGAGCCAUAAAAAGUUGAUAACUUCUUCAGAGCACCCCUGCUGAUGUUCGCCUAUUCAAUAGGCGAACAUCAGCAGGGGUCUGCGAUUUCAGACCUCUAUGAAUCUCAUCAUGCAAUUUUCGAUAUUUGUGGAUUGAUUAAUAUUGAUUUUAUCAAUUACUGUCGAUUUUUAUCGAGUAUUGAAAUUAUUGAUUUUUAAUGCCCUGAUUUCGAUCGACCGAAUCACUAGCCCUGGCUACUUGCUCGUCAGUUUUGUCGCUAGCCAUACAAAGCAGGGGUCAAAACAAUUUUAGAAAUGUUACCUUACCGGUCAUGUUGACCAACCAUGGAACGUUUAGCUCAGUCACGUCUCUCUAUUGACCAGUCAAAAUAGUAGAAUUAACUUGAGAAUAACUUUUAAGUGUUCUAGCCUAACAAGCAAAAACACACAAAGUGAAAAAAGAUGCUUAUCCUCUUGAAACAUGAUGAUGAGAAAGUAAACUUUUUUGUGGUCACUAAUUCACAUAUCUGGUGAAAAUUACCAGGAAACCAAAAGUUUGUCCAAGCAAAUGCACAGGAAAAAAUAACGGAUUCCCAUUUUUGGAUAUUUUAGGGUAUUUAAAGAAUACCCAUAAAAAUCCCAAAUUUGACAAAGUGAGACAAGUCCCAACCAGGGAAUUCCCAACCAAGUUCCCUGAUUGGGACUUGUCUCACUCUUCCAAAUUUGGGAUUUUUGUGGGAAUUCUUUAAAUACCCUAAAAUAUCCAAAAAUGGGAAUCCGUUAUUUUUUCCUGUGAUGGUCAUCUUAGUCAGACAUUGUGUGUUUACCGGCCUCUUAUGUUUUAAGCCCUGCGAAGCGAUCUUGAGAGAAAAUUUUGCUGACCAUAUGAUGCCACUGUCAUGUUUCUAUUUAGGAAGAAAAAGAGGAGCCAUCGUUUAUAAGGAAGCUUGAUUUCUCCUUUGAUCCAGACUGUAAAACUUGCAAGGUCAUCAGUGCCUCUGUUUGCUACGGAUCAGGGGUGCUUGUCUUCUCAAGUAUGAAACAGAUCCCAAAAAUGUCUGCAAAGAUAAUGACUGGAAUAUUUGGAGUAGGUAUGUUCAGGCAAAGGGAGUUAUACCUCUGGUUUGAGAUUAAAUAGAAAUCUGCACACUGCUAGUAGGUAUCUUCUAACAAGAGACCUCUUCAUCUAGGGAAAUUCCCAGAUGACAAUGCUCAUGUUCAAGAACAAAUAACUGCAGAAGAGAAAUAAGAGUCUUCUCAAUGGGUAUUUAGACAAGACUCUUAUUUCUCUUCUACAGUUAUUUGCGGCUGUGAAUGGUAUGGUUUUCAAGCAAUAUUAUUAGUCUGGGAUAAUGUAAAGAAGUCAGAGAGUUUGUGUCUAGAAUAGAGUGUCAUUUCCCUGGAAACUGAUCAAAUUGGUUAUGGUUUUAGUCCAGACUGGGCAAAUUGUUAACACUCAAAAAAAAUUAAAUAGGCAAAUCCAAAUUUACCCACAGCUCAGUUUAAUAGCAAAGAAAACUUUGACCUUAGUAACUUUUGGAAAAUAGCAAUUGUAGGAUACGGAGGGAUUUUGGAAGUUUAAAGUCUAGUGGAGUAGCAAAGUUCAGCUUAACUACAAUCUUGGACAAAAUAAAAAUGGAACAGCAAAUCCUCUUCCCCCCCAAAUCAAGGAUGAAGCCACACGAAGGGCAAAAACGUGCCAUUUUCCCAUCCUUGAUUUGGGGGGGGGGGGGAGGGGGGAACCAGGUUUUCCAUUUAUUCCAAGAUUGCAAGAUUGCAAUCUUGGACAAAAUAAAAUGGAACAGCAAACCCCUAUCCCCCCCAAAUCAAGGAUGAAGCCGCACAAAAACGUGCCAUUUUCCCAUCCUUGAUUUGGGGGAGGGGGGAACCAGGUUUUCCAUUUAUUCCAAGAUUGCAAGAUUGCAAUCUUGGACAAAAUAAAAUGGAACAGCAAACCCCUAUCCCCCCCAAAUCAAGGAUGAAGCCGCACGAAGGGCAAAAACGCUCCAUUUUCCCAUCCUUGAUUUGGAGGGGGAGGGGGGGGUCUAGGUUUUCCAUUUAUUUUGUCCAAGAGUCUCGGUGACUGGUGAAGGGUAAGAAUUCGAGGGUCCCAGCAGCACAUCUCUACCCAAACAUUCCUAAAGUACCUUCCCUGGUUUGGCUCCUUCCUGUUCCCUCAUAGUAAAUUGUAAUUGUAAAUAUCUUAUUAUCCACUCCCCUCAGGGCUUUUCAGGGAUAAUUUACAACACUGGUUGGGGGACUUUGCCAGACUGCUUAAGGUGCAGUUUACAAGUAGUGAAGGAAUGAGUAAUGAUGCCCCCAUACAUGAGUGUGAAAGUGAGAUAGGCCACUACACCGGGCACUACGUGCCCUACUCUUUACGAAGAGUGUGUGGGUUCUUUAACGUCCCACAGAUUUAAUACAUGUGCAAGGGCUUGUGAGACGGCGCCUACGGUUUAUCGUCCUUAUCCGAGAAGACUAGAAAGUCUAGCCGUUUGCAGAUAUUAUUACAAAGGCAGCACUUUCUCCUCAGUUAUUUAAAGACCCUGACUGUUGAACCUGCGACCUCCCGCUCAGUAGACCGGCGCUCUCCCAACUGAGCUAACCAGGCGGCGGUCAGGAUAGUCAGGAUAGUCAGGAUCCACCACUGUUUUUUUUUUACUAUGAAGACCAAGAUCAAGGGAUAAGUGGACACCUUACUAUGGUAUUAAGCAACCAGUGAUCAAGGUCCCAAAAUUUAUUGUAGAGAAGAAGAAUAUUAUAUUGUAAAUUAAAUCUAUAUUAAAUGGCCAGCAUGAUCAAGGGCCUUAGUCAUGCUUUGCCAUGCCAACAAGAGUUCUUCUAAUUGUUUUUAUCUGUAUUAAGUUACUAUUAAGCACUUGUUUUACUAACGGUCUCAGUUUGGCUUUACAAUAAAGAAAAAUACAGUCUGAGAUGGAAGGUGACAUCUGAUUGUAGACCAGUAAGGAUGUUCCUGUGGCAUGUUUGUUUUAAAACCUCCAUUGUGCAACCGACCUCCACUAAGCAGCCACUUGGUGGUACCCUGAGGCUAGCCUUUUAACCCUUUCCCUGCCAAAUGUAGCCAGAGGGAAAUUCAACCAAAUUUCCAAAUUUCAUUUUGUAAAAUUUUGAAAAACAAAUAGCACCAUGUGAAAGUACUGCUGACGAGGUUUCAUUUAAAUCAGGUCACAUCAUAGGAUUUUGUCUGCAGACUCAAAAGUUAGAGUCACCUUACAAAACUCCAUCAAACACUUUGGCAGUGUUAAUGAAAGCAGCGUGCAAAGAAAGUAGUGUCCGAUAGCCUGGCAUGGGGCUAGUGGAUUUUGCUAUCGGGCUAGGGGAUUCUGUUUUUAACUAAUGCCCGAUGGGCAAGUGUUUUUUUUUGAGGAAUUCGAAUAACAGAAGAACUGUGAAAUCAAUAGGCCAUUUGCACGAUGGCGUCAUUUUACUACUACGACCAGAAUCCUUUUCAUUUUUCCUUUCAUAUUUAAAUUUUGUAAUCCCAGUGAGGUUUAAAUAACAAAAGCCCUAACGUGCACAAGAAAGCAAAACCCUGAAGGAUUCUGGUCGUAGUAGUAAAAUGAUGUCAUAGUGCAAAUGGCCUAUUCUGCUAGUCAAAAAGUUUUGGGGCUAGUUGAAAUGAUAUCUGGCUAGGAAAUGCUAGCUUCAGCUUGCCUAAAUGGCAAGCUGUAAAAAUGAUUUUCUUUGCACCCAGUACAGUUAAACUGUAUUUUAAUUUUGGUGAUCUUUUUAACAGGUCUGUUUGCCGUUGGGACACUGAGAUUGCUUGUACCUGGAAAUGACAUUAACGCUCCGUUAUUUGGGAGACAGACUGAAGAUCAGAGCACGAGCCAAGGCAACGGCUGAUGUAUAAAGAAUGUAAAUUGGGUGUACAUAUAUUGUACAUUUGAAUUCUCUUUUUGUGUUUGGUAGCCUGGACCCAUUCACUCCAAAAAUUGCCUUAAGUGAGGCCUCGUGAUAUUAAAAUUACAACAAGUGACAUGGCGCUGCCUUGAAACUGUGACAUAAGAUUAGAUGAAAUGUAACAACUGGCAGGAAGAUUGGUUAACUUCCGAGACGGACAUGGCCUACUCCUCAAAAUGCAAAACGACCGUAUUUGAAAGUCAGACUUGGGACAUACUAAUCCCCCUGAGAGGAUCUAUUAAGUGCAAGUAAAGAGAAGCAACCUGUAACAUUUUGUGAAAUACUGAAGAACAGUUUAAUAAUGGUAACAUGUGAAAGUACUUUUGGACAAGUUUAUUUGAAUUUGUACUUGACAGGGUUUUUCUUACAUUACCAAAGUUAAUUAUUUAAUAUUACAAGACACAUGUAUCGAGUGCCCUUAAUUUUUAAAGCGAACGGAAAAAAUCUGUUCCCCAAACUAAUUUUGAGGGCUCCCUUUGGAAACUUGUACUGUUGCCAUAGCAUUUGCCACCCAUCACUUGAAGAAGAUAAUUUUUCAGUGGUGAACAAAUUAAAUGUUGCCCAUAUUAUUAUCAGCAGACUUACACUCUCUAAGCAUGUCUUUGAAAGGACCUAGUCAGCUAGCUGAUGUACAUGCACAUCAGGUACCAUUUCAUAGCUGAUUUGCGGAUAACAAGAUAUGCUAUUCAUACUGUUUUUAACCAAGGAUGAUAAAAUAAUAUGAUAAAAUGAGUAAAAGAAACUCAGCAAUAGGUUUUUUAAAAGUAAAAAUAGAAAAGAUCGAAUGAAACAGUGGGCAAGAUAAUUGAAGCAAAUUUCUCCUUGUAUUUGAUGCACAUUUGAUUUUGGUUUGAGGUAAAUGCUUUUCAAAGUUGUAAAACUAGUGUCGACGUCAGCUUAGUCCCAUAGAUGACUGUGUCCCUUUAAAAUUGGCAAACCUAUUAGAAACAUCUUGAAUCUUUCUCUGAGCUUAAAUGCAGAUGUUCUUUUUUAAGCUCAUUAUUUAUUUUAUUUAUUUAUGUUUGGAUUGUGUGACAACCCCCAAAACUUCUUUUUAUGUGGCUAGUAGGAACUUGGAAGGGAACUUGCCUUGAAUGUACCAUGAAUUAGUACUUAAUACACAGCUGAUUUAGUAAAGGUUCAGUUUGGAUGUUAGGAAUUGCGCACUGGGCAGCUGUCGUAUGGUGUUCACUGGGGCAAAUCAUUGCAGUGAGUUUUGUUUGCCCAAAUGCCCAAUGCCCAAAGCAACCUUUAGGCACCUGUCAAUGUAAAGCUGGCGGGCACAGCGAGGCAGGGUAUGGGGUGGGGAUUUGACAUUUUUUCAAAAAUUUGGUGUCAAAUUCCCUGCCUGCGGGCAAAUCAUUCCAGUCAAAUACCCUAAAAUUUCCCCACCCCAGGCUACACAUUUAACUGUUGUCAAAUAUCCUAAGGUUAGACCCAAGAAGAGUGCAACAAAAAUAUGACAAAAUGUAACUCUACAAUCUUUAUUUGUUAAUGUUGCUGCAUCACCAAAGAUACAUUUUUCCUGUUAAAAUCUGCUGCAGCUCCAAUAAUUAUUAUUAAUGCCAAAGCAUUUGUUACAUUAAACUUUAUUCACCGAAUUUUAAUAAUAGAUAAACAAAAUUAAUUCAGGAAAGUGAUGUUGGUUUCACUUAGGUUGUCGAAUUUUUUCUCCUAAGGGGAGUCCCCACUAUCACGUGCACCACACGCCGUCCACACGCGGUCAAAUGAGUGAUAUGUCCAUAUUUGGGUGUUGCCGGUUCCACCCCGUUACGGAAAGAAAGCGGCCGUGUAAACGCUUGCUUGAAUUUCAAUUCAGUCACCUCUUGACUUGUGUUCCCUGUGUUAUUUUUGCGUACAAAAUGCUCAAAGCUCUGGGAGAUCCUUAUUUUGUGGCGAAAUUCCAGCGCACUUUCGGUCUGAGAGAGGUUCGGACCGAAGAAAAUGGAAACUCAUUGCAUGACUUCCAAGACCCCGUGUCUGAGCUUCAAUAUGGACAUGUUUUAGCGAACAACGGAUAUCAAAGAAAUCACGCUCACUCAAGAUCUAAACUUAAUGGUCACAGCAGCGGCUUUACCAGAGAGGAAGCGCCGGAAAAACUCACAGUUCCUGGAGAGCAAAAAGUCAAGCAAACCUACGAAUUCAACAGCUUCUUUCAUGUGAUUUUUGCGUUUGGCUCAACUCUGGGCUACGAAUCCUUUUACAUAACUUUUUUCCCGUUUUUGUUUUGGAACAUUGACGAGUAUUUAGCGCGACGAAUAGUUUUUAUGUGGGCGCUUAUUAUGUACAUUGGUCAGGCUGCGAAGGAUGUUAUCCAAUGGCCCCGACCACCCUGUCCUCCUGUUAUUUCUGUGGAGAAACGAUUUCAAGUUGAGUAUGGCAUGCCCAGCACUCAUGCAAUGGUAGGGACCCUAAUCCCUGUCUGCAUUGUGUACUUCACUUAUGAUCGUUACCAGGUAUUCAUGCAUUGUUUCAUUAUUUGUUCGUUCAAUUAGUAGGUUUUGGGCAUGUACUCUGUAGUUACCCCUAGUUUUGCAACUUAGCGUUUUAAUGAGGGAAUUUUGGUGUCAUGGUUAAAUGUCGUAAAUAAAUCGAUGACCUCAUCCGUUAAUUUUGCAAUGCAUGAGUCACAAUAUUGAUUUCAAUUACCCUCUCCAAAUUUUUCGUGAAUUACAAUGUUCUGUUGUGGAAAGAAUUAAGUUCUACAUUAUCGAGCAAAUAUGCACGACUAUUUAAUUUUUUUCUAUGAGAGAUUCUUGACAUUUGAACAUUGAACAUGUAUGAUUUAACUUCCUUCCCCAACCUUUUCACCCCUAAGACCUGGCUCAGACGCCUUGCAGCUCACGUGCUGAACCUAACUGAUAAAUUAGCUAGGACAUACAAGCAGUGUUUGAAUCAGAUAGUGUGGCCAUAGUUUGCAGGGCUGUGCGCUAGCAGUGUACCAUAGGACCUGGCACUUUUUGCUUGAGGGCAACUAGAAAGUCUUCAUUUUUGCAUAAAAUCAUUUUCUGGGCACCCUGGAUCUCACAGAUUGAGAGCACUGGGCUCACUACAAUUUUUUGUGGAGCACAGCUUUGGUUUGGCAUGCAAAGUUAAAUUAGGAAGGCAGUCUCAUUCCACAUUUGAGAAGCCAUCUGCACUAGUGUUGCUGCUAAGUGAAAUGUCAUUGUUAAACAGAAUUACACUAAGACUUAGUGUAGUUCCAUUUAACAAUGACAUUUAGUGAUGUAUUAAUAUUGACCCAUGCAGGAGAAAGCUGGCUGAAAGAUAUAUUUCAGGGGAUACCUAUAUCUACAAUAAAUAAUUAUUGUAGAUUUUGUUUUUUCUAAAUAUAAAAUUUUGCAAGCAGUUCUGAUCAAACCAUUGAAUUUUCUCCAAGCACUGCAAACUCAAUGCCACAUCAGGUCUUUUUAAUAAUUAUUGGUUCAGGAAAUAAAAAAGUUAAACAUACCACCACAACACACAAAAGGUCAAUAGGCAUUAUUAUCUUUAAAGAUUUUUACUUGGUGAGCAAUGGAUUAAUUUUGUGCGUGUGUCAGAGCACACAUCUUGGUAUUUUUGUACUGCUUGUGUCACUGGAUCUGAUGGCACUAAUCUUAAAACCAAACUGAAUGAUCAAAAAUAUAUUUUCUUGCAAAGGAGCAUGACCAAGAACAUGCCACAGUGGAGCUGUACGUGUAUCUUCACUAUAUCCAAAUUAUAUGUCCUCUUUUGACAUUAAGUGUUAUAUAAAAAGUCAGUCAGGUAUUUAUUUUGUUGUUUUACUCAGUAAUAAUACCCUGUUACUGUACUACCAAGGCCCCCUUUGUAGCCCAUCCUAAGCUGAGAUGCAUGAUCUCCAUACUUAAAAUAUUAAGAGAUCUUAAGUCAGGGUUCCCUUUAAAAUGUAGGGCUUUCCUCUCAAAAAUAUUGGUUAAUUAUUUUUAAUCGUAGGUUGUCCAAGUAGUUUCCCUCCUUUUGUUUUCAUAUAUGUUGUAGUUUGAUUUUAUUAUUGGUGUGAAUUUUUUAUUUUCCUUUGCUUUUUAAUUUUUGGUAUGGAAAGUUAUGAGUUUUUAACUAUGGGAAAUUUAAUCCAAGGUAAAAUUGAACCACAGCAUAUAAUGUAUCAAUAUAUCCAGUGUUUUUAAAUUGUUUCCAUUUUUUUACAGUAUCCUUUGUACCUGGGCAUCUUAUUUGCAAUAUGCUGGUGUGUCCUUGUUUCAAGCAGUCGGCUUUAUAUGGGAAUGCAUACACUACAGGUAUGAAUUAUGUGUGAAAGAAAUCAGGCUGUAUUUAAGAGCUGUUUUUAAGUUUUAAAGCAGUCCUACCAAAAGAAGACUCCCUGUAAGAUCUCACAAAAAUUUGUAGUGUCAUUAAUUUUGUAGUUUCCACUUUGAUCACGCAGAACUUCAAGGAAACACUGCCAAAAGUCGUUGUAGCUGUUUUUCUCCUUCAUAAAUCUUGUAUCCUCACAGAAGGCAUUGAUCCAUGCAACAACAUUACAGCCAACAUCCUUGGGACUGCAAGUUAGCAUUCCUAAUAGAAAUUUCACAACAGCAGGAUGCAAGAAUAUUAAUUUUCUUUUGAGGUUAUUUACAUUUACAUAAGAGGGGUAGCAUGAAAUUAGAUCAAAAAACAAUUUUAGUUGAUGCAUGACAGACGGGUCAUAAAUUCAGCCCCCAGAAAACUUAGCAAUAAUCAACAAAAGACAAGUGAAAUUCUGAACAAACAUUGAAAGUUGUGACUUCAAGAUCAAAUCAAGACUAGUGUCAGUAACUCUGUAUUAAGGGGCCGAGUUUAUUUCAUUCAAAUGUCUGCAGUUGUUUGGUCGGGAUUUAGUUGCGGUUUAUAAUAACAAGUUGUCCAAAAAGGCAAAAAUUGAUGGUAGGUGGUGGAGGCACCAGUGUAAGUAGUGGGAGCCUGCCCUCGAGCAAUUUUUAUUGAAUUAACUCUUGACUCCAUUUGCCCAAAAGUUGGGUAGUACCAUUCACUGCGAUAAAUGAAUACCCCGUGGAUAAUGCAAUAUUGUUUUUUAGUCUUAUACUUAUCCAUGAUUUAUCCAGUGGAUAGUACUGUUUAACUUUUAAAACAACUACAUGUAAGGCCAGGUAAACAAGAUGAGCAAUCCAUAAUUAUUGUUGACCCUCUCUGCUCUAAACUUGCUAAGACAACCCUGGGUGAAUAUUGAAAAAUAGUCAUUCUCUCUUCUGUCUUAUUUUCAAGGAUAUCCUGGCUGGUAUUUUCUGUUCAGUUCUCUUACUGGUAACUGUGUUGCCUCUAAUGGACAUCUCACUUGAUCGAUGGGCAUUCAGUUCUCCCAACACGCCAAUAUUUCUAACAACUGUGCCGCUAGCGAUGAUAAUACUUUACCCUUCACCACCAAAACAGACUCGAACAAAAGCUGACACUGCCAUGAUUAUUUUUGGCACAUGCGGUGCCCUGCUUGGCAACUGGGCAAGUUGUUACUUCCAGGGGGUCAUUCAAGACCCCUAUCUUGGCGCUCCAUACCCAAUACGUAUCCCAGGCCUUAAGAGGAUCAUCCAGAUGCUUUGCAAGUUUGUCGUGGGUGUGACGGUAAUGAUACCGACACGGGCAGUGGCAAAGUCCACCGUUCACACCAUAGUGCCGUUGCUUCUUGCAGAAACAGACCCCCAGAGAAAGAAAGCUGUUUCAGAAAUGCCACAUAAGUGCUUCACUUACAUGCUGCUGGGGAUUACUGCAGUGGGAUUUGUACCACAGUUAUUUGCUUAUUUUGAUGUCUGAUUUUGACAGUCAUUAGUGUAGUGACAGGAAAAUGGUGACAAUGUUUUACAAAAAACAGCUGUUCUUAAAAGAAAAUUUGUUCACUUUUGGUGAGUUCUGUGAAUAAUUAUUAAAGACAUUUCACAAUAUUAAAGUUUGCUUGCCUUUUCUGGCAUGUGGAGAUACAUCUUGUAGGUACCGAUUUAAAAUACUUCACUCGAAAAUUUAUUUAAUGUAUUUACUAGUUAAGAAGUAAAAAGAAAAUACUUUUAAUCUAAAAUACUUGUAAAAUAAUAUUCAGGUUUAAUCUAGAACUUGGCCUCUGCUCAGGAGAUUUCAGUUACCCAGUUAUGUUGACUGUUGGUUUUUGUCUUUUUUCAAAUAACCUGGUAUAAGCCAAUAAUUUAUUUAAGCUUUGAAUUUUAUAGAGGAGUUGUUCCUGUAAUUCAAAGACAGAGGCUUAAAGUGAACUGUAUAUAUACCGACACCAAUUCUUGUUUAUUUACAGAACCGUAUGAUGAUGAAAGUAGUUUUUUACUUCUUUUUUCACCAUUAUCCAUUUUAUAUCAAUUUUAGAAGGUUCUGGAGCCUAGAAAAAAAAAACAGCACCAACAAACCCUCUCAGUUUUGAAUUUUAUGUAUUGGGUAUCAGAAGUUUUACAUUGCAUUAAUUUUUCACUUUGAGUUUAAGGGGAGCAAGGGUGGCGUAGUGGUGAGAGCACUCGCCUCCUACCAAUAUGGCCCGGGUUUGAAUCCUGGCAUUGACGCCAUAUGUGGGUUGAGUUUGUUGUUGGUUCUCUCCUUUGCUCAGAGAGGUUUUUCUCCAGGUACUCCAGUUUUCCCCUCUCCUUAAAAACCAACACUUUCAAAUUCCAAUUCGAUCUGGAACACACGGACACGUUUCAACGAGUUCUUAUGAACUCCUUAGUGCUCCGUGGGUAAACAAAUUACAAUUUACAAUUUCAAAUUUACAAGGAGAUAAUCAUAUCAUAAGAUGUUAAUAAAUAAUAAUACUAUUUUUUUCCUUUCGAGUGAUUUUACUCAUCUGGUGAAAUAGUUAGUAGACUAUUGCACAAUCUUACGCACCAAUUCUAUUGCCUUCGUUUGUUUACUUAUACAUGUAGCUACAUGUAUUUUGCAUAUAAGUUGUUAGUAUUUGUUUCAUGGGUUUAAAUAAAAGCACUCUAUCAGCUAUGCUAAAAAAGUACAGAAAUAGAAUGUACCACUUCAUGUAUUAAAGCAUUUUUCGUACCAUGAUAUAAUAUAAUGUGAAGUUACAUUGUUAUAGAGAGGAAAAGUCAUUACAUGACGUUGCCGUGGUAGCAAAAUUUCUGGGUGAGAUCAAAUCGAAAAUGUCAAUUAAAAAUUGAAUUCACACUGUUUCAAACUUCAUCGAUCUUACUCAGUUUCAUAUAAUUUGUAAAAUCUUGGCGAAAUUGUCUGGGGUUGAAUCCAAACGGAAUGUAUCUGGUUUACGGCAGAUUAUUGUUAUUGUUUUUGUAGUAUAAUGUUCAAAAGUCAAGGCCCAUUAAAUAAUAAUGUUGAAAAGAUUAUAAUCC